Myotis brandtii (Brandt's bat) is the source of this 841-nucleotide messenger RNA. It is a transcript of the gene DPPA5, whose product is annotated as developmental pluripotency associated 5. The transcript is spliced from 4 exons. The coding region runs from base 1 to 747 and encodes 248 amino acids. The record is from RefSeq and is a predicted model, not a curated record. Gene Ontology annotation, biological process: regulation of gene expression. NCBI's taxonomy places the organism in Eukaryota, Metazoa, Chordata, Mammalia, Chiroptera, Vespertilionidae. Gene Ontology annotation, molecular function: mRNA binding. Gene Ontology annotation, cellular component: cytoplasm.
AUGCUGCGGCGGGCCACGCAGACUGAGCUGGUGCAAGUGGGCCUGGCUACGGCAGCGGCUCAUGGGCCCGGGCCUUCUUAUAAGGGCCGUGGCAAGCUCCUCCCCAUCGCGCCCUGCUCAUUGGAUUCCAGGCCUAGCGGUCCGCAGCCGGCGUCGAUCCGAGACGGCACAGGCCCAACCACUCGUUCCUGGGGCACGAGUAGCGCCUUUGUCCCGCGAACUCCCAAGGCCCAGGGUUUCUGGUGCGGAAGAGUCAAUGCAGGUGGAAACCCUCGUAACCUUGUGAACUUGGGGACAGCUGGGCCCACCAGCGCUCGGGAAGGUACAGGAGGUCACCUGCUAGAUCCGAGUGCAGGCAGGAGGCGGGGCGAGCAGGGCGAUGUGAGCCCCGGAUUGGGCCUCCAGGCGGGCCCUAUGCCGAGACGGAAAGAUAUCCCCCCGUGGGUUAAAGUCCCCGAGGACUUGCGAGAUCCGGAGGUGCUGCAGGUCCAGACGGCGCUGCUGGAAGCCAUGUUUGGCCCCGGAGGAUCUCGAAUCCCAUACAUCGAGCAAGUGAGCAGAGCCAUGCUCGAGCUGAAGGUUCUGGAAUCCUCGAACCUCACCGAGGUCGUGGUUUACGGCAAUUACUUAUACAAGCUCCGAACCAAGUGGAUGCUCCAGUCCAUGGCCGAGAGGCACCGCCUGAGGCAGGAGCGAGGGAUGCUCAGACUCGAGGACGCCAUGAGUGCCCUCGAGCUCGGCCUUUAGCUGAAGGGAAGCGUUUGCACCCGGCGGACCGGGGACCAGGAUGUGGACAGGAGGCUGUGGGUCUGCUCCCCGCGGAACAAGGGAAAACAGCUUG